Molecule: messenger RNA, 606 nt
Organism: Jaculus jaculus (lesser Egyptian jerboa)
Lineage: Eukaryota; Metazoa; Chordata; Mammalia; Rodentia; Dipodidae
Gene: Smdt1
Product: single-pass membrane protein with aspartate rich tail 1
Exons: 3
Coding region: 40-363 (107 amino acids)
Biological process (GO): calcium import into the mitochondrion; mitochondrial calcium ion homeostasis
Cellular component (GO): uniplex complex; mitochondrial inner membrane
Source: RefSeq, a predicted model, not a curated record
GGCGUUCUCCGCGAGGGCGGCGAGGGGCGGAGCCGGGAGAUGGCGUCCGGAGCGGUUCGCUGCCUGGCCCUGGCGUCCGUCCGAUCCGGUGCUGUCCGGAGCGGGCCGAACUUGAGGAACGGUGGCAAUGCCUCCGCUCUACGAGGCAGUUCAGGUCGGAGCCUGGUGCCGUCGAGGUCAGUCAUCGUUACCCGCAGCGGCGCCAUUUUGCCCAAGCCAGUGAAAAUGUCCUUUGGCCUUCUCCGCGUGUUCUCCAUUGUGAUCCCCUUUCUCUAUGUGGGGACCCUCAUCAGCAAGAACUUUGCUGCUCUACUUGAGGAGCAUGACAUUUUUGUCCCAGAGGAUGACGAUGACGAUGACUAACAGGGUGUGGAGGAAAUACAGAAAGGAGAAAGCAUGGGCUGAAGAAACGGUGAUGCUCUCAGCUUCUCUUUCCCAUCAGCAGAAGGGCUCAGGGAAAGCCCUCCGUUUUGCCUUUCCAGUGGUCUGUGACCACAACCCAGAACCUGUGCUUUAGGAGGUUUCCUGAGAUGUGCUGUCCCCUGAGCACUGGAAAAACAAGCAAUUAUGAGUAACAUAAUAAACAUCAGCUGUGUCUGACUGAAA